Spea bombifrons (plains spadefoot toad) is the source of this 2465-nucleotide messenger RNA. RefSeq names its product pendrin-like. The record is from RefSeq and is a predicted model, not a curated record. Bases 63 to 2291 code for a protein of 742 amino acids. Gene Ontology annotation, cellular component: membrane. Gene Ontology annotation, molecular function: chloride transmembrane transporter activity; oxalate transmembrane transporter activity; secondary active sulfate transmembrane transporter activity. Lineage: Eukaryota; Metazoa; Chordata; Amphibia; Anura; Pelobatidae. The transcript is spliced from 20 exons. Gene Ontology annotation, biological process: transmembrane transport.
AGUGCUGCAGGGGACUAUAUAUUCUGAAUGUGAAAUGUUCUUCGACUGUGCAAGGCUGCUGGAUGCUACAGAGCUUACAGAUGGCUUCAGGAAUGACAGAUACACAGAUUUUUGGAGACAAGAAAUAUCUGGUGGCUCGCUCUGUUUAUUCAGUGCCAGCAUUCCAGGAGAUAAAUGAAAAGAAAAAAGUUGCUCCAAAACCUCUUCGGAAGAGGAUGAAAUUCUGGUGUACAUCCGAAAGGGCUCUAAAGGCAGCAAAGUCUGUUUUCCCAGUCAUUGACUGGCUGCCUAAAUACAGAUGGAAGGAAUGGUUUAUCUUUGAUCUUAUCUCAGGAAUCAGCACUGGAUUUGUUGGUACAUUGCAAGGUCUGGCAUUUGCUCUACUUGCUGCUGUUCCUGCUGGAUAUGGACUAUACUCAUCUUUCUUUCCUGUGCUGACAUAUUUCUUCCUGGGCACAUCUAGACACAUUUCUGUUGGCCCGUUUCCAGUAAUCAGUUUGAUGGUUGCAACAGUUGUGCUAAGGAUGGCUCCAGACGAAAACUUUAUAGUAGCCAACUCUACUGGACUGAAUGGAUCUGUGAUAGAUACGGAAGCCAGAGAUGCAGCCAGAGUCCUGGUUUCAGGAACACUCAGCUUUCUUAUUGGAAUCAUACAAUUGGUGCUCGGAGCUCUUCAGUUUGGCUUCAUUGUCAGAUAUUUGGCAGAUCCUCUGGUUCGAGGCUUUACCACAGCUGCAGCUUUUCAAGUUGUAGUCUCACAGAUUAUAUUGAUGCUCAAUGUUCCUGCAGGAAAUCACUCUGGAGUAUUCUCUGUAAUAUAUAAAAUUGUUGAUAUUUCUUCGAACAUUGCAAAGACAAACUUUGCUGACCUUAUAGCUGGAAUUUUGACAUUAGUCAUCUGUGUGGUGGUGAAAGAAUUAAAUGAACGAUACAAAAAUAUUCUCCGUGUUCCCAUUCCAAUAGAAGUCAUUGUGGCAAUAAUUGCAACAGGAAUUUCCUAUGGAGCAAAUCUGAAAGAAACAUAUGACGUAGCCAUUGUACAGAAAAUUCCUAGCGGGUUUAUACCACCCAUGACUCCAGAUAUGAGCAUGGCUCCACAAAUGAUUGGUUCAGCAUUCUCUAUUGGAAUAAUAGCAUAUAUUGUAGCAGUGUCUUUAGGAAAAGUAUAUGCCAUAAAAUAUAACUAUGUGAUUGAUGGGAAUCAGGAGUUUAUUGCAUUUGGGAUGAGUAAUAUGCUUGGUGGUGCAUUUUCUUGUGUUUGUGCCACCACUGCACUGUCACGUACUGCUGUCCAAGAAAGUACCGGUGGGAAAACCCAGAUUGCUGGUUUGAUUUCAGCUAUAACCAUCAUGAUUGCAAUGUUGUCAAUUGGCACAUACCUUGAACCCCUUCAAAAGUCCGUACUGGCUGGUAUACUCAUUGCCAAUUUAAAGGGAAUGUUCCUGCAAGUGUUGGAUGUUCCUCGUCUGUGGAAGCUGAAUAAGUGGGAUUUAGCUAUAUGGGUUUUCUCAUGUGCAGCAUCUUUCCUUCUGGAUCUUGAUUUAGGAUUGCCCAUAAGUUUAGCAUUUGGAUUGUUCACUGUUCUUUUACGUAUUCAGUUUCCAUCCUGCAGUUCCCUUGGCAAUGUUCCUGGCACAGAUCUCUAUAAAGAUCUGAAGAAAUACAAAAGUGCAGUGGAACCCAGUGGAAUUAAAAUUAUUCGAUUUUCCAGUAGUAUUUUCUAUGGCAAUGUUGAAAGCUUCAAAAAUGGAAUAAGGUCUUUAGUUGGAUGUGAUGCAGUUAGAAUAUUUAACAAGAGAGCCAAAGCUGAGCAAAAGCUAAACAAACUUAUCAAGAAAAGACAAGUAACGCAGAAUGGGGUUAUACGUGAUAAUACAUCUGCUGAUGAUGAAGGUGACUUGGAGUCGCAUGUUGCUUUAAAAGUCCAUGAAGAGGUAGUGAGACAUGACCUACAGAUGGAAGAAGAAAAGAUCCAUGUAGAUUUACCUGUUAGUGCAUCUGUUCCAAAAGUCUCACUUCACAGCAUCAUAUUUGAUUUCAGCCAAGUAACAUUCCUUGAUGUGGUAGCAGUGGAUGCCCUGAAAAUGAUAUUGAGAGAAUUCAAGAUGAUUGAUGUGAAUGUCUACAUUGCAGGAUGUGAUGAUAAUGUUUUUGAAAAAUUAGAAGAUUUUUCCUUCUUUGAUAAAACGUUCAAACCAGACAUUUGCUUCGUCAGCAUUCAUGAUGCUGUGCUAUAUAUUGAGGACUGCAGAGGGCUUAAAAAUAAUCGCCAGUUGCAGGAUCAGGAAUAAAGAAUGCCAAUGUUAGAACCUGAAUAACGGACGCUGAUGAUCUGCAGAGAAAUCUUCUGCAUUUUCAAGCCAUAAUCACCUCAAGAACCAUCAUGAAAUGCCUACAGUUAUUUGGAAUCCAAGCAUCUUCCAUUUACUAAACAUUCGUUAAAAAGGAUUAAAACCAUUAUGUGU